AGGGUCCUCAGAGGAGUUAUCAUUGCUACUGGGAAGCCAGGACAUCAGAGAAGUACUCCAUCCCAGCACUUCUUUCUUUAGCCUUUAUUCCUUCAACCCCCUCUGAAUUCCUCUCACCUGAUUUCUCUCUCUUCUUAUUUCCUGCUUUCUACCUCAAUAUCCUGCCACCUGAUCUCUGGCUCUAUCUUCCUCCUGACAUCCUCUUCCUCCCUACAUCUCCCUCCUAUCAUCUCUAGCCUGUUCUUUCUUGGAGGGCUCUAUUCAGGCCUCCUUGAAGGAGAGAUGCUGUGGGAGGUGAGAUCCCUAACCCAAUUGCUGCUACUGCUGCUGGUUGCUAGAGCAGGGACUCAAAUGCCCAGCAAAGAAGUCCAGGUGGUGUGGGCCAAAGAGGGUUUCCCUGUUCAACUCCCCUGCAUCCUCUCAAGCAUCCAACAAAACUUCUCUAGGGGGCAUAGUUUUAUUUGGAAGGUGACUGUCACCUGGCAGCAUUGGCAGGACAGGACCCCCCAGGCCAGAUGGUACACAGUGUUCAGGGUGGGGCCAGGUGGUUUGCGGAGUGUUCAGCUCUCCCUAAAAUCCAGGCUGCAACUGGGAAGGCUCGGCCUCCACCAGGGAGACUUCUCACUAUGGCUCCAUCCAGCUCGGCUCACAGAUGCUGGGGAGUACAGAGCCCGGGUCCAAUUUGAGAAUGAUGAUUUGAGAUGUCACCUUUGCCUUCGCUUUGGCCAAGCCUCUGUGACUGCCAGCCCUCCGGGACCCAUUGUGAUCUCAGGUCUGGUCCUUCUGAACUGUUCUUUCAACCGUCCUGACCUCCCAGAAGCUGUCCUCUGGUCUCGAGGUCGGGUACCCAUAACCCCAUCUUCCCAGCAUUUCCCACUUGGGAGCCUGCUCUUCUUGCCUCAUGUCACUCUCUCAGAUGCUGGGCCUUGGAACUGCUGCGUUGUCUAUCCAGAUGGAUUCAGCGUCUCCAUUACUCACCACCUCAAAGUCCUGGGUCUGGAGCCCCUAACCCCGAAGACAGUGUAUGUGGGAGAAGGAUCAAAGGUGGAGCUUCCCUGCCAUCUCAGCCCUGCUCUAGGAACUAUGCCAGGGCUAAUUGCCCAGUGGACCUUACCUUGGGGCAGAGGCAGCUGCCUUGUGUCGGGAGAUGACAAAAGCAGCUUUGCCCUGAGGCUAGACCAUGUGAGCAGAGCCCAAGCAGGCACCUACAACUGCAGCCUCAGUUUUCAAGGGCAUCAGCUCAAUGCCGUGGUCACCUUAGCCGUCAUUACAGUGACUGCUAAGUCCUUUGGAUCCUCAAGUUCCAGAAAAGGGCUGCUUUGUGAAGUGACCCCAAUGUUCGGGCAAGAGCACCUCCAGUGGAUCUCCUUGGACAACCAGACUCUGGAAAAUCCACCAGGUCCCUGGUUGGAGCUGGGAGAUGAAGAGCUACAGGUUGACCGGUGGCAAUGCCAAGUAUAUCAAGGGGCACAACAAUAUGGAGCUGUAGUUUACAACCUGGGGCUUCAGGGCACAGGUGCCCAACUAUCUGAGAGGAACCCAAAAGCCACGAAAGGAGGAAAAGAGCUCCCUGUUAUCCUCAGCCUUGGCAUUUUAUUUCUCCUCCUCUUUGGGGUAGGAGCUGCUGUGUUUCGCUUCCGACAAGGCCAGUUUCUCAGGAGUUUUUCUGCCCUGGAAGAUGCAGCUCAAAACCCCCAAAGACAAAGCAAAGCUGAGGAAAUGGAGCCAGAAUGCCCGUGCCAGAGUUAGAACCUGGAACAUUGGCAGGAGUGGUCCUAACAUAAAGAUGGGGCAGUCCUCUGAGAAGCAAUUUCUUCCUGCCUGGAGUCUUGCCUUCUGCACCAAAUAAACCUCUUCCUCAGCAGGAUGGCCUUUGUUCCUCCAUAACCUAUCCUGCCCCUAUCUUUUUACUGCCUUAGAAGAUCUUCAUUACCUACUUCUUCCAAGGCCCACCUGGAUUCUCAUCAGUUUAAUUGAAUUUCUAUAGGACUUGUAAAAUUUUACAAAGCACUUUCAACUACAACUCUGUGAGGUGGAUGGUACAAAUAUGAUUCAAUCUCCAUUUUACAGAGGAGGCUCAGAAAAAUUAAGUGAUUUUUACCUUUGGUUUUCCUCUCUCCAUUUUUUCUUUUUCUGUCUCUGUCUUUUUUUGGCAUAUCUGCCACAGUCUCUUCUUCUAAUCUUGGCUUAGCCAUUUUUUCUGAGGUUUCAAAUAAGUCCCUCUUCAACCUUAUUCCUAAAUCCAUACUUCCUUAAUUUAAAACAUGUUAGAAUACACAUUUUCUAUUUUUUAAAAUAAUGAACUUGACAAACAUAAAAAUAAACAUGUCAUCAUACA
This is a messenger RNA of Sarcophilus harrisii (Tasmanian devil), 2338 nucleotides long. It is a transcript of the gene LAG3, whose product is annotated as lymphocyte activating 3. The transcript is spliced from 8 exons. The coding region runs from base 283 to 1749 and encodes 488 amino acids. Gene Ontology annotation, cellular component: external side of plasma membrane; membrane raft. Lineage: Eukaryota; Metazoa; Chordata; Mammalia; Dasyuromorphia; Dasyuridae. Gene Ontology annotation, molecular function: protein tyrosine kinase binding; MHC class II protein binding. The record is from RefSeq and is a predicted model, not a curated record. Gene Ontology annotation, biological process: T cell activation; interleukin-15-mediated signaling pathway; positive regulation of ERK1 and ERK2 cascade.